Messenger RNA from Akanthomyces muscarius, 315 nucleotides. RefSeq lists its product as uncharacterized. The record is from RefSeq and is a predicted model, not a curated record. Gene Ontology annotation, biological process: translation. NCBI's taxonomy places the organism in Eukaryota, Fungi, Ascomycota, Sordariomycetes, Hypocreales, Cordycipitaceae. The transcript has 2 exons. Gene Ontology annotation, molecular function: structural constituent of ribosome. The coding region runs from base 1 to 315 and encodes 104 amino acids. Gene Ontology annotation, cellular component: mitochondrial large ribosomal subunit.
AUGAGGCCGACAUCACCCCUUCAGGUCGGACUCUACCGUCACCUGAAGCUGACGACCAAAGAUGUCAACAAGGGGUUUUACAAAGGAAACCGUACCGGCUCCAUGGGUCGCCACACAAAGUAUGGAGGAUACGUCAUCGAAUGGAACAAAGUGCGCACAUAUGCCGUGCCGCAGAACCUGAAAGACUUCAAGCUUACCCCUUUCGUGAGCCGACAAAUCUAUGCGGAACCUGGUGAUUACAAGGGUCUGGCAAAGGGCGCGUCCGACCCGCACUUUUACGUCGAGCAGUGGAAGCGAUACAACGGCGUGGAUUAA